CCGCUCCGGCCUUAAGGCCGCGCCGGGCCUCCACUGGGUGCGGGAAUCGGCGAGCGAGUGUGCUGUGCGCCUGCGCCGAGGGGCUGCGGGCCAACGUUUCUGGAGCAUGAGUCCCUCCCUCCUUCUGGCUGCCCUUUGCGUGGCAGUGGCCUCAGCCACCCCGAAGUUUGACCAGAGCCUCGAUGCACAGUGGCACCAGUGGAAGGCCACACACAGGAGGCUGUACGCCACGAAUGAAGAAGGAUGGAGGAGAGCUGUGUGGGAGAAGAACAUGAAAACCAUCCAGCUCCACAAUCACGAGUACAGCCGAGGGCAGCACGGCUUCAACAUGUCCAUGAAUGCCUUCGGGGACAUGACCAAUGAGGAAUUCAGACAGGUGAUGAAUGGAUUCCAAAGCCACAAGCACAAGAAGUCUACGAAAACCUUCCGUGCACCUCUCUUGCAUCGUCCCCCCAAGUCUGUGGAUUGGCGCGAGAAAGGCUAUGUGACUCCUGUGAAGAACCAGGGUCAGUGUGGUUCUUGCUGGGCCUUCAGUGCAACCGGUUCCCUUGAAGGACAGAUGUUCCGGAAAACUGGCAAGCUUGUUUCACUGAGUGAACAGAACCUGGUGGACUGUUCUCGGGCUCAGGGCAAUCUUGGCUGCAACGGCGGACUCAUGGACAAUGCUUUCCAGUAUGUUAAGGAUAACGGAGGCCUGGAUUCCGAGGAGUCCUACCCAUACCUCGGGACGGACACCGGUUCAUGCAAUUACAAGCCCGAGUUUUCUGUUGCCAAUGACACUGGCUUCGUGGAUGUCCCUAGCAAGGAGAAGGAGCUCAUGCUGGCAGUGGCAACUAUAGGGCCUAUCUCUGUUGCUAUUGAUGCCGGUCAUUCAUCCUUCCAGUUCUACCAUUCAGGCAUCUAUCAUGAACCAGAGUGCAGCAGUAAGGACCUGGAUCAUGGCGUGCUGGUUGUGGGCUAUGGCUAUGAAGGAACAGAUUCGAGCUCAAAUAAAUAUUGGCUUGUCAAGAACAGCUGGGGUCCAGAAUGGGGCUGGAAUGGUUACGUGAAAAUGGCCAAAGAUCAAGACAACCACUGUGGAAUCGCAACAGCAGCCAGCUAUCCUGAGGUGUGAGGGGACGGCCAGCCACCACAGGACUGAGGACAGCAUGUCUGAGGGGAAUUGAUCUUAAAACUGACCAAACUCUUAAUGUGUAAGAUAAAAUACUUGAAUCAUUGAAGAUCCAAGUUGUGAUUUAAAUUCUGUGACAUUUUUCUAAGGGUAAAAUGUUACCACUAUAAUUAGAUAUAAAUAGCUUUAUAAUGUUGAGGACUCAUUACUUAACUCUAAGACUUUUGAAUUAUCAUUUUUUAAAAGGAUGUAUAAGCUUUAUCUUUUAAAAUAAAUUUUAAUUCAAUAUGUA
Messenger RNA from Sorex fumeus (smoky shrew), 1403 nucleotides. RefSeq names its product cathepsin V (gene CTSV). NCBI's taxonomy places the organism in Eukaryota, Metazoa, Chordata, Mammalia, Eulipotyphla, Soricidae. Bases 107 to 1114 code for a protein of 335 amino acids. Gene Ontology annotation, biological process: immune response. The record is from RefSeq and is a predicted model, not a curated record. Gene Ontology annotation, cellular component: lysosome. Gene Ontology annotation, molecular function: cysteine-type endopeptidase activity. The transcript has 8 exons.